AAAAUAAAGUAUUAGAUUAUAAUAAUCAACAUAAAAAAGAUUUAGCUACAUCAUUAGAACUUAUGACUUUACAAACCUUUGAUUAUAAUGAAGAUAAUAAUAAGAAUAGUCAAACAACACCAA
Funneliformis geosporum is the source of this 123-nucleotide messenger RNA. The record is from the annotation of a GenBank genome assembly. NCBI's taxonomy places the organism in Eukaryota, Fungi, Glomeromycota, Glomeromycetes, Glomerales, Glomeraceae.